AUGGCCGCGACGCCGAAUGCCAUGCAGCCCAACAACGCCUACAACCCGCCACGGCCGCCCGAGGUUUUCACGCUGCCCGACGCCGUCAACGACCAGAUCCCCGAGGAGGUGCGCAGCCGGUACAACAGGGACGAGGGCGGCAGAAUCAUUUUCUUCACCACACCGCCCGUCGCCCGCCCCGAACACGGCCUUGCACCGGACAACGCCAACUCGGGCCACAGCCUCGCCUACCUUGCCAAGAGCAACCCGGCAUGGCUGUCGGAACGCACCGCCCGCGCCAAGGCCUUUUCCGCCGCCAAGCAGAAGGAGCUGAAGACCAAGAUGGCCAUUGACGAGAUCACCAAGGGCAAGACCCAGGAGGAGCUGCGCGAAUGGGCCAGCGACUCGUGGGCUCUGUAUUGGAAGAGCCACGCUCAGGAGACGAACCGCAUGCGCGACGAGGGCGACCUGGACGAGCACGAGCGGCUCAUGGCCGAGCAGCGCCGUGCCCGAGUCAAGUCCCGAAGAGCACGUGAGGAGGAGGCUGAGCGGGCCGAGGAGGCCAAGAAGGCCAACUACCUCGACGAGAUUUACCACGCCCAUUCCAGCCUGCGGUUGUCCAAGCCUCGCGUCGGAUGA
Molecule: messenger RNA, 618 nt
Organism: Colletotrichum spaethianum
Lineage: Eukaryota; Fungi; Ascomycota; Sordariomycetes; Glomerellales; Glomerellaceae
Exons: 1
Coding region: 1-618 (205 amino acids)
Source: RefSeq, a predicted model, not a curated record